Cydia strobilella is the source of this 871-nucleotide messenger RNA. RefSeq lists its product as uncharacterized. Lineage: Eukaryota; Metazoa; Arthropoda; Insecta; Lepidoptera; Tortricidae. The coding region runs from base 1 to 744 and encodes 247 amino acids. The record is from RefSeq and is a predicted model, not a curated record. The transcript has a single exon.
AUGCCUGAAACGGUCUCAACAGCUGAAAUUCAAGGAUGGUUGACCCAAAUUGAAAUGCGCCUCAAUGAAAUUUGCACAAUAUCGGGUGAAGGUAAAUUGAAUACGGACCAAAAAUUGAGAAUAAGCAACCUUACAAAGAGCGUCAUGGGUGGAGUCUCGCAGCUAGCCGUUCAAUACCAGUCGGCCAAGAUGAAUUAUUUACUUUGUCAUUCCCAAGUGAAGACCUUAACCCAGCAAAGAGACUAUAGCACCCAACUUCAUGAACUUAAGCAGUACCUGCAAGAAGCACCUAAAACUAUCGAAGUGACGCAAUCCUUCGCCGACAUGGUCAGAACCGGAAAAACUUCCACUGUGGUGCCAACCAAAACCAGUAGCAUCGCAAUUUACCCCGCCGAUAAGGAGAAAUCCAGUGAGGAUACUAAAAAACUGGUCCAAAACUUAAUCAAGCCCGAAGCCCUCAAACUACAUGUUCGUGGUAUGAGAAAGACAAAAAAUGGUGGUGUCAUAAUUAGCACCGAUAGAAAGGACGACCUCGAAAAGCUCAAAGCGUCCCAGCAGCUCCAACAAUCAGGACUGAAACUAGAAGACACUGCGAAACGGAGACCCAAGAUAAUUUUACUGGGGAUACCGACGAACAUGCCCGAAAAAGAUGUGUUUGACUGUAUAUUCGAACAAAACAUACUAGACCCGCAACCUAACUUCUCCAGAGAUGUUUUUUAUGAACUCAGUCAAACUCAGUCAUAAAUCAGGCAAAAAGGACAUUUCUACCUGCAACUAUAUUUUGGAAUGUUCAGCCGAAAUCAGGAGAAUGCUUAUACAGCAGCAGCAUGUAUAUAUAAAUUGGUCUUCCUGUCCUGUACGAGACUUCGCC